GGUCGCUCGCGCGGGUGUUUAACCACGUGUGGUGUAACUUAGGGCAUCAUGCUGUGAAGACAUGGGGGCUGCGGUGGCUCGCGCAGUCAGGAAUUUCAACCUAGAGAAUCGGGCGGAACGGGAAAUCAGCAGAAUGAAGCCUUCCCCCGCUCCCAGGCACCCCUCCACCAAAAACCUCCUGCGAGAGCAGAUGAGCAGCCAUCCAGAAAUUAAGAGAGAAAUUGAUAGGAAAGAUGACAAACUGCUGUCAUUACUAAAAGAUGUGUAUGUUGAUUCCCAAGAUCCCGUGUCUUCUUUGCAGGGAAAGGAUGCCGCAACACGUCAGAAGCCUAAGGAGUUCAGGUUGGCGAAAGACCAUCAAUUUGACAUGAUGAACGUUAAGAACAUUCCCAAAGGCAAAAUUUCCAUUGUAGAGGCAUUGACACUUCUCAAUAAUCAUAAACUUUAUCCAGACACAUGGACUGCUAAGAAAAUAGCUGAAGAAUACCAUCUAGAACAGCAAGAUGUAAAUUCCCUUCUCAAAUAUUUUGUGACUUUUGAAGUCAAGAUCUUCCCCCCUGAAGGCAAGAAAGCAAUAGAAUCAAAAUGAAGAGAAUCUUGACAGGACUUUUCCUGUCCUCAUCCCCAUGUCUUGUAUAUUUUCUUCAUUUGUAGCAUGUUAAAUUAUAUAAAUUACCAAUUGUGUUGAGCAAUUCUCUCCUUGUGAGAGCUUGCUAUUUAUGAACUCUUGAAUUUUCAGGAUGGCUGAUAGGAUUGACUUUUUCUCUCUUUUAAAGUUUGGUUUAGUUUGUGUUCUUAUGUAAUAUCAGCAUGACUAAU
Budorcas taxicolor (takin) is the source of this 819-nucleotide messenger RNA. RefSeq names its product NADH:ubiquinone oxidoreductase complex assembly factor 4 (gene NDUFAF4). The record is from RefSeq and is a predicted model, not a curated record. Gene Ontology annotation, biological process: mitochondrial respiratory chain complex I assembly. NCBI's taxonomy places the organism in Eukaryota, Metazoa, Chordata, Mammalia, Artiodactyla, Bovidae. Bases 62 to 589 code for a protein of 175 amino acids. The transcript has 3 exons. Gene Ontology annotation, cellular component: mitochondrion.